This is a messenger RNA of Paramecium pentaurelia, 986 nucleotides long. The record is from the annotation of a GenBank genome assembly. Lineage: Eukaryota; Ciliophora; Oligohymenophorea; Peniculida; Parameciidae.
AUGACUGCCAUCACCUAUUGUAUUGUAAUUUAAAAUAAUGCAUCAUUUAUUGGAUUAAUUUUGACAUAUGUUGCUAAUUUAGAUUAAUUAAUUUAAUAAACUAUCGAUACAUUAAGCACAUUAGAAAAUAAUAUGAUAUCAUUUGAAAGAUGUUUAGAAUUUACUAAAAUUCCUUAAGAAAUUAACACUCCAACUUUAAAAGUGGAACCAGAUUGGCCAAAAUAAGGACUUAUAUCAUUUAAUAAUUUAUCUGUCAAAUAUAGACCAGAUUUACCUUUAGCUCUUAAGAACUUUUCAUAUAAAAUUAAUAACAAUGAGAAAAUUGGGAUUGUUGGAAGAACUGGAGCAGGUAAAUCUACUUUGGCUCUCAGUUUAUUAAGGCUUUUAGAAGCAUAAGAGGGUUAAAUAUUAAUUGAUAAUAUUGAUAUCUCCUAGAUUUCCUUAUAAAUACUUAGAAAUUCAAUCACUUCUAUUUAAUAAGAUUCUGUUAUAUUUAAUGGAUCCAUCAGAUAAAAUUUAGAUCCAUUUCAAUAACAUGAUGAUGAUUCAAUUAGAUAAGUACUUAAUGAUUGUUGUCUCACUAAUUUAAUUAACCAAAGAAAUGGUUUGAAUACUAGAAUCAAUGAAAGUGGUGAUAAUUUAAGUGCUGGUGAAAAACAACUAAUGUGUAUUGCUAGAGCUAUAUUAAAGAGAGCAAAAUUAGUUUUAAUCGAUGAAGCUACAGCAAAUAUAGAUUUUGAAACUGAGUAAAAAAUAUAAAAAGUGAUCUCAGAUUAAUUCUCAAAUUGUACUGUUUUAAUUAUUGCUCAUCGUAUAAACACUAUUAUGUUAUGUGAUAAGUAAUUAUAGAAUAAUAAAUCUUUAGAAUUUUAGUAAUCGACAACGGAAUUCUAGUUGAAGAGGGGUCAACCUAAGAUUUGGUUAAUAAUCCAUCAUCCAUUUUUUAUAACAUAUAUUAAGAAGUAAUUAAAAAUGAAGUAUAAUGA